AUGCUAUUCAAUAAUUAUUAUGCGGCCAUCGCUGUUGCUGCGAUCAUUCCUUUGACUUAUGCUCAGUCAUACACCGACUGCAAUCCAUUGAAGAAAACUUGCCCGGCCGAUGAGGGAACAACAGAAUCCCAUCUGCACUUUGACUUCACCCAGAGCUCAGGUCUAGAUCAGUGGACAAUAACCGCGGACAGCGUCACAACUGGGACAGACGGCGCAGAAUUCACUAUCAACAAGCAGGGAGAUGCGCCAACCAUCGAGACUGACUUCUACAUCUUUUUCGGCGAGGUCUCUAUCUCCAUGAAAGCCGCCUCGGGCACCGGUAUCAUAAGCAGUCUCGUCCUGGAAUCCGAUGAUCUCGAUGAAGUUGACUGGGAAACAUUCGGCAAUCUAGCCGACCAACUCCAAACCGACUACUUCGGCAAAGGCGACACCUCAUCCUACGACCGCUGGACUUGGGAAUCAAUCUUGGACGCCCAGGGCGAAUACCACACCUACACAUGGAUCUGGAGCGAGUCUGAACUCAUUUGGUCCAUUGAUAGUUCCACCGUUCGCACCCUCACGUACGCCGACGCCGUCGACGGCACCCGCUACCCCCAGAGCCCGAUGCGUGUUCGCAUCGGUAUCUGGGCCGGCGGCGACCCUGAUAAUGCCGAGGGUACAAUCGAAUGGGCUGGUGGCGAAACCGACUACUCAGAUGCUCCAUUCACCAUGUACGUCAAGUCGGUCGACAUCGUGAACUACAACCCAGCCACAUCUUACAAAUAUACGGACGAGUCAGGCUCCUAUGAAAGUAUUGAGAUCGUGGGCGGUAGCUCCAACUCUACAACCUCCAUCUCCCCCUCUACUCCAUCCUCGUCCUCAUACUCUUCUCUCCCUUUUGCCAACAGCGCGAGCUCUAGCGCCAUUCACCGGGCGUCUACCUCUGCUUUUUCUUCCGCUUUUACCUCUCCCGCAUCCGCAUCCACCUCCGCAUCUACCUCCGCCUCCGCCUCCGCCUCCGCCUCCGCCUCCGCCUCUGCCUCUGCCUCUGCUUCUGCCUCCAGCGCUAUCAGCUGGGCAACUACAUUCCAUCUCAACCUGGGUGCAUUCUAUCUUCCACUUGCGAUUUUUCUGCUUCUAGUGGCCAUUUAA
This is a messenger RNA of Aspergillus sclerotioniger CBS 115572, 1131 nucleotides long. RefSeq names its product glycoside hydrolase family 16 protein. Gene Ontology annotation, molecular function: glycosyltransferase activity; hydrolase activity, hydrolyzing O-glycosyl compounds. Gene Ontology annotation, biological process: fungal-type cell wall organization; carbohydrate metabolic process. The transcript is spliced from 2 exons. NCBI's taxonomy places the organism in Eukaryota, Fungi, Ascomycota, Eurotiomycetes, Eurotiales, Aspergillaceae. Gene Ontology annotation, cellular component: fungal-type cell wall. The coding region runs from base 1 to 1131 and encodes 376 amino acids. The record is from RefSeq and is a predicted model, not a curated record.